AAUAUGGCGAGAAUGCCUGGCAGCGGGGACCACUGCUGUAGAGAUGAUGAACCGGACCCGAUGGCGGGGGAUCGGGAGAGAGACGGAGGCUCGGGCGAGGAAGACGAGGAAGAGAUUCAGGAGAUCCAGAUCACAGGAGAAGAGGGAGAAGUGUCAGAAGAAGAAGCCGAGUUAGAGUGGGAGGAGUGCGGGGAGCCCGACAGCUGCGCUGCUGCCGUGGAAACGGGGGAAGCGGUCCUUAUGCGGAAUACGGACCAGCUCGAGUCGGCGGCUGGGGACCCGCUUUUCGCCGAGGGAGACAUGCACCGCUCCAGGCUCAGCGAGAACACGCGCCUGGCCACUCGGUACGCGGUGCGAAUCUUCCGGGAAUACCUGACGGAGAAGGCGCAAAGUACGGACUUUGAGAGCAUGGACAAGCACGCGCUCUGCAAAGUGCUGCGCUCGUUCUACUCGGAGGCGCGCUCCAAGAGCGGACAGCUGUACAGCAAGUCUUCCCUCAUCAGCAUCCGGAGCUCGCUCAACCGGUACCUGAACGAGCCCCCGUUCUGCCGCACGCUGGACCUCACCAAGGACCCCGAGCUGCGCAGCGCCAACCUCGCGCUCGCCGCGGUCAUACGCAAGCUGGAGGAGCAGGGCGCCGGUCCCGUGGUGCAGAAGCAGGCUAUCACGCGCUCCGACCUGAGGAAACUCUACACGUCGGCCGUGUUCAGCGCCAGCUCGCCGUUCGGGCUGCUCAACAAAGUGUGGUUCGAGACUUGCAUGUACUUCUGCACGAGGGGGCGGGAGAACCAGCGCGAGCUCGAGGAGGACUCUUUCGGGCUGGCCGUGGACGAGGACGGACGGAAGUUUGUGUACUUCAAAGCGCUCGGGCCGUACCACAAGUCUCGUUCCGCCUCCUGGACGAAAAAAAGAUCCGACACGGACGACGACAACCUUCCCCGCAUGUACGAGACCGCCACGGAGUUUUGCCCCUACGCGAGCUUCGUCAAGUACCUCUCGAAGCGCAAUCCUCUCUGCAAAGCUUUUUUCCAGCGCCCGCGGGAUCACUGCAGCGACACCGACACGACCUGGUACGAGAAUAAAGCCAUCGGCAAGAACCUUCUGGGCACGAGAAUGCAGAUGCUGUCGCGGGCCGCCAAACUGUCAAAGACCUACACCAACCACUGCAUCGGCGCCGUCUCCAUAGCAACGCUCAACGGCAUUGCGGGCAUCGGGUCAAAGUUAGCGCCUCUCCACGUCGUCUCCCCGGAAACGGUCAACGGAGCGCACGUGCUGCCCUGCGAGGACGAACUCGAGCUCAAACCGCAGAAGGUGAUCAAACGCCCGCGAACGCUCGUCUAUCCGGUAAGCGUUUCGGGACCGGGGGCAUCGCCGAAAAGACACUGCGCGCGCGCCGCCGUGGAGCGCGCGGACACUCCAACGGUCACCGCGCUCGUCUCCUCUCAUUGCGAACUCAACGGAGAUAUGCUCCCCUCACAGGAGAAUCGCAGCAACAGUGUGGGCAUGUCGACCCGGCCUAUCUUGGCACAUUCGCCGGUCUCCCCGCUGGGCACAGCUGGCAUCCCCACACCUGCACAGCUCACGAAGGCCAACGCACCGGUGCACAUUGACGUUGGGGGUCACAUGUAUACCAGCAGCCUGGCCACAUUAACCAAAUACCCAGAGUCCAGGAUUGGCCGUUUGUUUGAUGGCACAGAGCCGAUCGUAUUGGACAGCCUGAAGCAGCAUUAUUUUAUAGAUCGAGAUGGACACAUGUUCCGCUACAUAUUAAACUUCCUCAGGACAUCAAAAUUGCUCAUCCCAGAUGACUUUAAGGACUACUCUCUGCUGUACGAGGAGGCCCGCUAUUUCCAGCUGCAGCCUCUGCAGGCUGAGCUGGAGCGCUGGCGUUCUGAGCAGGACUCUAGGUACACAUCACGCAUGUGUGAGUGUGUGGUAGUGCGUGUGGCCCCCGAGCUGGGAGAGAGGAUAACGCUCAGCGGUGAUAAAGCCCUCAUCGAGGACAUCUUCCCAGAGAUAGGAGACGUCAUGUGCAACUCUGUCAACGCAGGCUGGAACCACGAUUCCACUCAUGUCAUACGCUUCCCUCUAAACGGAUACUGCCACCUCAACUCUGUACAGGUUCUGGAGCGACUGCAGCAGCGAGGCUUUGAGAUCGCUGCUUCUUGUGGAGGUGGUGUGGACUCAACCCAGUUCAGUGAGUACGUUCUGAGGAGAGAGGUCAAACGAAGUCACCGCGGGGUCACGACCUCCGUCAUUCGAAUCAAACAGGAACCGCUGGAUUAGCUGCCUGCUCUGACAAACAAUAAACUGUAUAUGGUAUUUUUAACUGAAUAUAAGGGAUGUUUUGAUUUGUUUAUGUUGUAAGCCUACGAGACAUAUUUUCAUUGGUACUGUCCCUAAAUAAACACGUUCAAAUAAGAAAAAAAUAUUGUUUAAAAUUCAAAUGGGAAUUUUUCCGAACUUCUCUGGCCACGCUGAGUGAUUUCCAUUUGAUUCUCUAUAUGAGGGUUUGUUUUAAAACUUCACAACUGCCAGACUGCACUUUUGCUGGAUUUGUCUUCACCAUGACAGCUAUAGGAGUGGAAGAAGCUAAAUUAAUGUUAGACUCCAUAUAUGACAUCCUGUAAAGAAUUUCAUCUGCUAUACUUAUUUAAUAAGCUGUUUGAUGAAUGAUUUAUGUUGCUAAUCUUCAAGUGUUUCUCUCAUAAAUAGCAUAUCGCACCAGAGAGGAAUAGCAGCUCUAAUUAGACAAAUACACGCACACACAUAAAGAUUAAACCACAGCUGUGGGUUUCUGGAGGAUCAAAUGACUAGAUGAACCCUCAUUUUGUCAAACACAGUCAUGAAAUUGAAGGAUUUCAUUAAAAAGUGUAUUUCUUUCUCCCACUGUUCUUCAUUCUUAUUUUAGCAGACAAGUUCAAAUAGGAAAAACUGUAAGCCAAUCAGAAGAAUUUCUCUUGUGCUGUUACCGGCAGUAUUUUUUUUUUUUUUAAUCUAACUCAAAAAAACAUUUUCUUUUUUUAGUUUGACCAUAAAUUUACAGUGUCUGGCUACACUUAAAACUGGUUUAUAAUCCAUGAGAUUAAAGUUUGAGAAGAAUGUAAUGUGAUAUUGUUAAUAAAAGUUUUAAAAAAUCA
Ctenopharyngodon idella (grass carp) is the source of this 3140-nucleotide messenger RNA. RefSeq names its product potassium channel tetramerization domain containing 1 (gene kctd1). The record is from RefSeq and is a predicted model, not a curated record. Gene Ontology annotation, biological process: negative regulation of DNA-templated transcription; protein homooligomerization. The transcript is spliced from 5 exons. Bases 4 to 2286 code for a protein of 760 amino acids. Lineage: Eukaryota; Metazoa; Chordata; Actinopteri; Cypriniformes; Xenocyprididae. Gene Ontology annotation, cellular component: nucleus. Gene Ontology annotation, molecular function: transcription factor binding; transcription corepressor activity.